This is a messenger RNA of Camellia sinensis, 1770 nucleotides long. NCBI's taxonomy places the organism in Eukaryota, Viridiplantae, Streptophyta, Magnoliopsida, Ericales, Theaceae. The record is from RefSeq and is a predicted model, not a curated record.
AUGAAACUGCCAUUGUUCAAAUGUGGAAUUGAUCCACUGAAGGCGGAGGCAUGGGUGCUUGGUAUAGAAAAUUUGUUUGAAGUCUUCCCAUGUACGGAGGCACAGAAAGGCUUGCUUGCUACUUUUACACUUGAGGAUAAACCACACCAUUGGUGGAUGCUUAUUCGAGAUGAACAUCAAGGAAUGAAUUGGGGUAAAUUUUUGGAGAUCUUUUAUGAGAAGUACUUCCCACAGUGUAUCCAAGACAGGAAGGUAUUAGAGUUUGAAAACAUGAAGCAAGGAAACAAAACCGUAGCGGAGUAUGAGGCACAGUUUACUGAGCUACUCUGUUUUGCACUGCAUAUGGUCGAUAUGGACUACAAAAAGGAAAGGAAAUUUGAGGGAGGACUCCUAGACUCCAUUCUUGAGAAGAUUAAUAUGUUGAAGGGGAAUAAGCCAACUGCUAGUUCAACUGAUUCCACUCUUGCAACAAAGACCCCAGCAAAGCCUACUACUACUAGAGACAAUGUUAGGCAAGGAAGAGUUUUUCCUCUUCUUUCGAGUGAUGUUCAGAAUUCGGAUGUUGUGGUUUCAGGUACUCAACCAAUUUCCAAAGCUCCUUAUAGGAUGUCCACAACAGAAAUUAAGGAAUUGAAAUUGAAAGUCAAAGAAGAGGAUACUGAGAAGACUGCCUUCCGAACCAGGUACAACCAUUAUGAAUUUCUAGUCAUGCCAUUUGGGGUUAUCAAUGCACUAGAUGCUUUUAUGGAUUUAAUGAAUCAGAUUUUCAAACUGUAUUUGGAUGAGUUUGCAGUAGUAUUCAUUGAUGAUAGUCUUAUUUAUUCGAAGAGUAGGGAGGAACAUGAAAAACACUUGAGAUUAGUUUUUCAAACACUUAGGGACAAGAAGUUAUAUGAUAAAUUGAAGAAAUGUGAAUUUUGGUUGAAUGAAGUUGUGUUUUGGGGGCAUGUGAUUAACAAGGAUAGUGUGUCUGUUGACCUGCAAAAAAUAGAGACUAUUGUGAAUUGGCCUACCCUUACCAAUGUUAUAGAAGUGCGUAAUUUUAUGGGUUUAGCAGGUUACUAUCAAAGAUUUGUUAAAGAUUUCUCCAAGAAUGCGAAUGGAAAAGUCAUUGCGUAUGCAUCUCAACAAUUGAAGCCGCAUAAAAAGAAUUAUCCUACGUAUGACUUGGAAUUAGCUGCAGUGGUGUUUACAUUGAAAAUAUGGUGGCAUUAUCUUUAUGGAGCAGAGUGUGAAGUAUACACCAACCAUAAGAGCCUCAAGUAUCUCUUCACUCAAAAGAAGCUUAAUAUACGACAAAGAUGGUGGUUAGAACUUAUCAAGGAUUAUGACUUGCAGAUUCAUUAUCAUCCUGGCAAAGCCAACACGAUAGAGGAUGCUCUUAGUAGGAAGUCAGUGGAAAGUCUAGCAUGUUUGCUCAUGGAGCGGAAUGAGUUAUUAUGUGACUUGGAAAUAAUGAAAGUGGAAAUUGUGUUACAUGAACAUGGUCGAAUGUUAGCUGCAAUAACAGCACAACCGGCUAUUAUUGAAGAAAUUAAACAAAGGCAAUUAGAGGAUGAAUUUCUCAAAAAAGUAUGUGAUGAAAUGGGAACAAAGCCAAGACUGGGAUUCUCUUUGGAAGCUCAAGUGUUGAAGUUCAAGGGAAGAUUGUGUGUUCCAAAUGUCCCCGAAAUUAAAGGAGGAGUGUUGGAAGAAGCUCACAAGUCCAGAUUUUCUAUGCAUCCCGGAAAUACCAAAAUGUAUCAAGAUCUCAAGCAUGCUUUUUGGUAG